GCACGUCCGCCGCCAUGGUGAAGCGGUGGCUCCCCCUAGAGGCCAACCCCGACGUCAUGAACCAGUUCAUGUGGGGACUGGGAGUCCCGGAGGAUGUGGGGUUCUGCGACGUGUACGGGCUAGACGACGAGAUGCUCGCCAUGGUGCCGCAGCCGGUUCUCGCCGUCCUCUUGCUCUACCCGCAGGAUGGGAAGAAGGAAUCCGAUGCUUCAACUGCCUCCACGGUGGAGAGCAAGGAGCCCAACAAGAAAGUAUAUUUUACAAAGCAGACUGUUGGCAAUGCUUGCGGAACAAUUGGUAUUAUUCAUGCAGUAGGGAAUGCUGUGUCCAGAAUCAAGCUAGUUGAUGGGUCCUAUUUUCAUAGAUUCUAUAAACAAACCGCUGAUAUGGAUCCUAUCCAGCGUGCUGCUUUUCUUGAGGAGGACCAAGAAAUGGAGGAUGCUCAUUCUGUUGCUGCUGCUGGUGGUGAUACCGAGGCCAAGGAUGGGGUGAUUGAACAUUAUGUUUGUUUUUCUUGUGUUGAUGGUGAACUUUAUGAGCUUGAUGGAGGAAAGCCGCAGCCAAUACAUCACGGACGUUCCUCUACAGAUAGCUUGUUGCAGGAUUCUGCAAGAGUCAUAAAAGCAAGGAUUGUGGAGUAUCCUGGGUCGAUCAACUUCAAUGUGAUGGCUCUCUCAAAAAAGGAUUGAUACAUGGAUCCAGGUGAAGGUUUACUGAUUUUCACCAAUCUAUGUUUCCCAUCUGCACUGCCCUCAGUUAAUAACAACUAUAGCAGUGCUCAGUUGUCCAGUCUGUUACGUUGAUGUAACAUGGUGAACGAUUGAAGUACUAAUGCAAGGGGAAAAGAAUCACGACACACUGAGCUUAAAUUUUUUUU
Lolium rigidum is the source of this 877-nucleotide messenger RNA. RefSeq names its product ubiquitin carboxyl-terminal hydrolase 3-like. Lineage: Eukaryota; Viridiplantae; Streptophyta; Magnoliopsida; Poales; Poaceae. The coding region runs from base 15 to 689 and encodes 224 amino acids. The record is from RefSeq and is a predicted model, not a curated record. Gene Ontology annotation, molecular function: cysteine-type deubiquitinase activity. Gene Ontology annotation, cellular component: cytoplasm. The transcript is spliced from 9 exons. Gene Ontology annotation, biological process: protein deubiquitination; ubiquitin-dependent protein catabolic process.